CUAUAAUGCGCGAAGCUAGCUAAUGGAGAAAACGUGUAUUUUACUGAACACACAUACACCAUACAAUAUACACUGUACAUGUACAUCGCGCGCUGAGAUAAAUAAUCUACUCAGCGUAGUCUGCAUUAUAUUUGUACGCAAUCUUGUUAAUUUGCCCCUCUGAGCUGUCUGGAGAAGAAAACGCUGAUGAAGAGAGGGGAGCAAAAUGGCGAGCUCGUCAAGUACCCAAUCGGAAGCAGACAAUCAUGAGAAAAGACGACAGCUGAGACAAGAUUAUCGAAACCUGAUUGCAGAAACGCAGAGAAAUCGACAGGAUUUGAUCCAGCCUGAGUCAGAUGGGUUGAAGAACACACUUGACAGAGCAGACACGCUGUUUACUCAAGUAACAAAAAGCAAAUGUUCCAGGGAGGCAGCGUUAGAUGCUCAACUCAUGGUGCUCGUGUCAUCACUUGGUCAUGAACAAGCCCAGAAACUGCACUCAGAUUUCCACACAUUUGACCCAUCAGAGUUUGCUGAAAAGCUGAUUACUUUUAUGGGUGACAGACGAAUACGUAAUGAGGAAGGUGAAAGGAGGAAUGUGCCAUUUCCAAAGGAGGGAUGGAGUAAAUUAGGACGGGCAGCUAAAUCGUGUUUCAGACGAGCCCCAGCAUUCCAUUUUAUGCUUGGAUCUUUUGAAAGAGGCGAGGCCCCAGUCAAGACAAGAAAACAAAGUGCUGCUCGACAGAAGGAGAAAGACAGUGGUCCCGCAGUUGUUCCUAAACAGGUUCAGUCCAUGGGUAAAAGUCAUCAGGAGGUCACUACGGAGGAAGUAGAGAGAAUGCUGGGAAUUCUUCAUCAAGUCACUAACUUUGACCAGGAAGAUCAGUCCGAAGUUGAACCGGUGUCCUUAUUUGAGUUCGUGAUCAACCCUCACUCCUUCAGUGAAACAGUAGAGAACAUAUUCCAUCUUUCCUUCUUGGUAAAGGAUGGCCAUGCAGAGGUUAGAUUAGAUGAUGACAGGUUACCAAUCAUUAUUCCCACAACACCUUACGUUGAGGGGCAGACAAAUGAACAAGUGGAUCGAAAACAAGUCAUGAUCUCACUGGAUAUGCAACAAUGGAAGGAAAUUGUCAAUGUAUUUGAGAUAAAGGAACCCCUGAUCCCUAGACGAUCUGGCCCCAGCACUGACAUAAAUGGCAUCGAUCGAGAUCUUGAGGAAGUAGAGAUCAACAGUGAAGAACCGCUGCGCAAAAAAAAGGCUCAUGGCUCAAGUCGACCAUCCAAGACCAAGUAGCAGAUGAGAGAGAAGAAAGCUCUUACUUUUGCAGUCAACUUGCCAUGUCCAGGCCAGUCUAUGAAUCCAUUUGGUUUUCAAAAGAGUA
Messenger RNA from Acanthaster planci (crown-of-thorns starfish), 1361 nucleotides. Its product is annotated as non-structural maintenance of chromosomes element 4 homolog A-like. NCBI's taxonomy places the organism in Eukaryota, Metazoa, Echinodermata, Asteroidea, Valvatida, Acanthasteridae. Gene Ontology annotation, biological process: DNA repair. Gene Ontology annotation, cellular component: Smc5-Smc6 complex; nucleus. The record is from RefSeq and is a predicted model, not a curated record.